Messenger RNA from Miscanthus lutarioriparius, 150 nucleotides. NCBI's taxonomy places the organism in Eukaryota, Viridiplantae, Streptophyta, Magnoliopsida, Poales, Poaceae. The record is from the annotation of a GenBank genome assembly.
AUGGAGGGCACAAUCACUCCCACAGAAGGUGGUGUUCCUGGUGCCACAGAGGACGUCCGCCCUACCAACCCAAACCACAGCCCGGGGAUCGGUCAUUCAUUCACCCACAACAAGACUGGGAGGAAGCUGCUUACUACGAUCAGUCAAUGA